This is a messenger RNA of Myotis myotis, 339 nucleotides long. Its product is annotated as T-cell leukemia/lymphoma protein 1A-like. Gene Ontology annotation, biological process: positive regulation of peptidyl-serine phosphorylation. The transcript has a single exon. The coding region runs from base 1 to 339 and encodes 112 amino acids. NCBI's taxonomy places the organism in Eukaryota, Metazoa, Chordata, Mammalia, Chiroptera, Vespertilionidae. Gene Ontology annotation, molecular function: protein serine/threonine kinase activator activity. The record is from RefSeq and is a predicted model, not a curated record.
AUGGCCGAGCUCCCUUCGACGUUGCACCUCACCUCGCACCCCAUCUGCCUGAGGAUCCUUGGGCCCUCGGUGUAUGAGGAUGAGAAGCAGCGCACGUGGGUGCAUCUAGUCAUGGAGACAGGAGGUGUCCUGCAAGUACUGUUGCACCAAGAAGACAUCCCCAGUGGGUAUAUGCCACUCACCACCAGCCCGCUGACCUCGAGCACCAUGCCUUUGAUGUGGACGAUCCAACCUGGCAACCAGUACCUGGACUCCAUGGGCCCGUUCUGGCGCAUUGUGCGCCACGUCAAGGAGAAAGGUUUGGAGAAAAUGAUCCUUGAUCUGAAGGAAGACUCGUAG